UAUAUACAAAUACUUUAGAUAAUAAUAAUAUAUAGGUAACCAAGAUUCGCCUUGAAGCGAAUGUAGUUUUGUUUAUUUCUACCACGUGUAAAGUAUUCAUUUCUAAAACAUUAACUAGAAAUCACUAAAUUAAGUUGACAGCACUAAAUUAACAUCACUGAGUAUUUUCUUCUGGAGGAAAAAUGGGUGGAAAACCUAAGCAGACACCACGCACUAAAAACAAUGUAAAGCCUUCAAGUAGCAGCCGCAGUGCAGAACUGUUGGGUACUGCCCCAACUUUUGUAGGAUUUUCUGCUCAUUCAGAUUUCGGUCUGAUACCAUUUGCUCCUGGAUUUGCCACUGCCGAAUUGCCGGAUACAUUCGAUGCCAGUAUAACACCUCAGUACCAAUUGAUACUAAAAAAAAUGUCGAAAAAAGAUUCCAUGACUAAGAAGAAGGCUUUACAAGAGUUCAUUAAUUUAAUCAGCCAUUCUGAACUCGAAGAAAUGAAGACUAUAUUACCAUUAUGGCCUAAAUUUUAUCAUAACCUUGCCAGCGAUCCGGAGCAUAACGUAAGAGAACUAACUCAAACUGUGUUGCACCUGCUGGUGUCGAAGUGCAAAAAAACGAUCGCACCAUACUUAAAGCAAUUAAUACCUGUGUGGUUGGCCAGUCAUUUUGACAAUUACGCACCAGCAGCCAGCAUUGCAAGUACAUGUUUUACUGAAACAUUCACAAAUCGUAUCCGAGAAGUAUGUUUGCAUUGCCGAUACGAGAUUGUAGACUAUGCUAUUCGAAACUUGACAUUUCAUACGCCCGCGACACUGUCACCGGGAAAGAAUCUAACAUCUGAAGAAGCAGAACAAAAAUUCCAACGAAUUGUAAUAUGUAGUUUAAAAGAGCUCUCAUUCUUCGUUGAGCAUACAGCUGGCAGUGACGAACAAAAACAAAUCCAAGAGUCUUUACAAAAAUUGCUAUCGCAUCAAAAGUUUUGGAGUUUCGCUAAAAAUAAACUAAAUGCAAUCAAAGCUGCUUGGUUUGAGUUUAUGUAUAAUAUGGUUAUGUACCAUGCCGACGCGGUAUCUCCUCAAAAAAACCAACUUAUAAUGCUGUCGUUUCAAAAUAUCGAUGAAUCUGAUCCUCUAGUGGCUCCUCAUAUAUGGGGCUGUGUUUUAUUGCUACAAACUAAUUAUAAGGAUUGGCAUCAAACUAUUGAUUUCAAUAAAAUGAUUUGGCCAAAAUUCUGUUCACUUUUACGUAACAAGUUCAACCGUAACGCUCGAGCGAUUUGCCCUAAUUUAUUACCCUUUUUUUCGCAACUUUCACAAAUUGUUGAGGAUGAAACCGAAUGUCACUGUUUGAUUAAACAGUUCUCUGAUAACUUAAAGAAUAUUAUUACUACAAACGACUUGAACAUAUCGAAGUCCGACAAUAUUGUUACGAUAAAAACCUAUUUUGAAUGUAUCCGUUAUUUUAUACAAAAACUUAUCGAGAACGAGCCUAUGUCGCCGGAAGCUGCUAAAUUUGCGUUAAUAUUGUUAGAAGAUAAUGUUAUAGAUCUUCUAAAGUGGUGUUUAAGUACAACGAAUCCCUUAACAGCAAAACAAUGCUUUCAGCACAUCGCAACUUUAAUGGCAUUUUUUGAUAAGCAGGUGAUCAGCUAUAAUCCAUAUGAGCAAUUGUUAAAUCAAUUUUGGAAUUGUUUGUUCGUAAUAACCUCUGAGGAUUUCUUUAGAGAGGAUGUAAAUGAGUUCACUUUGGAGCGUGUUUUAGAAUUGUUUAAAGAUCUCUGCUUGGCUAAUCCUACUUUGGAAGAGCAUAAAGUUAAGUUCAUUAAAAAUGAACAGAAUUGCGAAGACGUUGCUGAUAAAGAGAUAACAUACCGAGAAAAUAUGGAAAAGGCUGAAAGGGACGGCAAGUUGAAACAAGGCUACAGUGCAGCUAGUUUUAUUAACACCAAACUGAAACGGAUCGUCGUGCAUUUUUUUGCAGCUUGUUUGCGGAAUAUACUACAAUUUUCUUCGUGCAAAUAUAUUAAAUAUUUACGUGUCAUCAUUGCUAUAUUUAACGAUGAAGAGUUCUUUAGCCGCGUCACUGAUAAGGGUACCUUAGAUGCUACCUUAAGCCACAUAUUUGCGAUUUUAGAGAGAGUGAUCACAAUAGAUCAUGACAAUAAGUCCUUGGAAAUUUUAGUAGAAAUUAUUUUUGAAAUUUUGAAAAAGCACGAAAAAGUGAAACGUUUCGAAUUUAUUGAAAACAAAUUAAUGAAGUUAUCUCACGGAGUCACGCUAACGUUAGUGUUACAAUGUCUACUUUCCCAUCCUUGGUGUACUGAACCAGAGGUACGAGACAUACUUGCCCAACCGGAAACCAUUACAUUCAUAUCUCAAUUGGCUAAUGAAGUUGUACAAAACAAUUCCAAAGAUUUAUAUAAUCUCUUACAUAAGUGUUUUUUUCAAACGGAAUGCGGAGAUAUUUUAAUCUCGUUGAAGACUGUUGACAAUAUAUUAAAUACAUUGGCCGAUGCUUUAUCUAAACAAAAUUGUGACAAGAAAUGCUCCACGGAUUUGGACGCUUGUGGCACUUUUAUAGCCCAAAUUAUGCCAGUAGUUUGUAACAAUAGAAAUUCGAGUCGUGAUGUGCAGCAAACGGUCUUCCUAAAGUUGUUCGGCUUUACUAUUGAGCAUUGUAUAUCAAAUGACGAUAAUAUAUCGGAGGAUACCAUAUGGGAAAUCACCACCUGCUGGCAAGAUGCCUUAUGCAGUGAAGAUGUGUCUUUGGAUGAUAAAUUAUUAAAAGCUUGCGUUGAAAUAGUCAAUCGACAAAUACCAUGUGAAUAUACUAACAUUAACAUUAUUGAUUCGUUGGCCGAAGUUUUAUCAAAAUUUGUUUUGUGUUCUACUGAGAGUGUACCAGAAGAAGAUGGCCAGCGUUUGCAACGUAUUGAUGAAAUUUUUAAAGAACUUCUAGCGAUUGAUCGCGAAGCAGUAGAAGAACUUUUAAAUACCACUCUUUUUGCUGAAGCCGUUACAAGUAGCGCAACUCCAAUUUAUGGGUUUAAAGGAAAUUAUUGUAAAGUUGUUGAUAUGGAAAGGAUUCUACAGAAAGCAUUAUUAAAUUUUUCCACAUUAUUUAAAUUAUUAUGUAAAAGUAAUACUAAUGAACAAACGGCUAACAAAGGACUAAUGCCGUUAGUAAAUAAUGCCAGGGAGAUUAUUCAGGAGGAAAAAAAUACCGAAGAUUAUUGUGAUCCUAAUGAGAAUGUACUUAAAAUUUGUUCUAAUUUUUUAAUAAGCGAAUUAAUUCAAUACACUAAUAUAUCGGCUGCAGCGGAUGUUUUGAUUAACCAGCAAUUGCUUACAGAUCCAGUGCAUACUUUAGCACUUGAACUAUCAGAAAAAGUGAAACUUUUGUUGAGUAAAGUUCAUCAAUUAGGGAUACGAUUUCGAAAGCAAUUACUUAUUAAGUGUUCCCAAGAACUCGAUUUGAGCUAUUGUAGGUGCCUUUUGUAUUUAAUGUACAUUGACGAAUACACUGAAUACGAAGAAAAUGCCAUGAUCGUAAUAUUUGAAGAGCUGAGUGAACAUUUCGUAACCAACAAUCAUUUAAACAUCUAUAUAAACAUUUUGCAGUAUUUUUUGCCGAAAUUACAAUUCAGAUCAUUUGGGAUGGAUAAUCCAAUAAUGAAUACCGAACCAAGUCAAAUAUGGAUAAAAGCUGUUGUAUUUCGAUGUUUAUUACGAAAUAAUUUCGGCGACACAUUUAACAAAACUGAUGAUAAAGGAAUGAUAAAAUUAGCCGAGCAAUUUAUAACAGAACACGCUGAAAAAUUACAUACACAGAAAGAAUUUUUAUCAUAUCAAUGUGAAAUAAACAAACAAAAAAUCGAUAACGUGCUAAACGCUGUUGAAUAUAUGAACUUACUUAUUGAACUUUUGGAAAAAGCACCAUACGAAUUAUCGAUAAAGAGCUGGGAUAUUAUACGCAUCGGUUUGGGUCAUUGGAUCCUAAGUGUAACGAAAACUUUGGAUAAUGCUCAAGAGAAACUUGAUCAAAUGACUUUAUACUUUACAAUUCAUGUGUUCAAAUUAUUUGCCGCUCUAACAGAGUUCUUUAGCAAGGAAAAACAGAAAAGCUCCACGCAAUUAAUUAAAAAGGUCUACGAUGAAUGGUUACAAGUCUUCGCUAAAGAUGUUUAUUUAACGUUAUUUAAGACCUACUAUCGCUUAUGUGAACACGAAGAUAUUGUCGAAAAAUUUGUCGAUUGUUGGUCAAUGUUCUUAAAUGCUUUAACGCACACGAUGGAUUUUAUGGAUUAUGGUGUAGUAUAUAUGUUCUGCAAAUCUUCGAAAGUUUUCUCCCUUGAUCAUGUUAGCAAUUUCCUGCUUAAAAAUCUGUCGAAUCCGUUGCAUUCAAUGAGAACAGCGAGUAUGUUCAUGAUGUGGCAGUUUACACAAUAUUUUGUAGCCGAUGAUACAGACACAUUCGAUCACAAAAGUGCACAGUUAGAAAAAGUGGAGCAAACGAACGUGGCCAGCUGGCAUUUCUUAAAUCGUUUUGAAGAUUAUCUGGAACGAUACGACAUGGCGAUACAAAAGUACCUUAAAGAAUUCAGUUUUAAAUUAACUGAAAUUGCCAAAAUGGAGCCUAUAAAUCAUCAGGAAGCCUUUAGCUAUUUAAUGCUUUGGAAUUGUGUCAUUUUUGCUUGCGUUAAAGCCCCGGUAGCUUUGCGCUCGGUCUAUACUGCAUGGUUAUGCGGAAACAAAUACAAGGAGAAUUUGUUACACUUUUUAUUCCGUGCUAUGCCAGUGGAAAUCCUUAAAAAUCACAGCACAAAGCAAAUGAACAAUGAGAUUUUCAAAGCUCUAUCUUGGUCACAAAUUAAAGAUCCAAAAUUAUCUUUGGAAAGAUAUGUUUGCCACUUUUAUACGGAGUUUUUAAGCAAACUACCGGCUGUGGUGCGUAAAUGGUGGAAUACUUGUCCCUCACGUCAAAAAACAUUCGUCGAUAUAUUAACAACAAAUUUCGUGUCGCCGUUAAUUUGUACGUACGAAUUAACGGCUAUUGCGGACAAAAAGGAAAAACAUGAAAAUAUGCAGGUCACUGUUCACACUUCAACGCGCGAAGUGUCGGCUGUUUACUCAAUUGACGAAGCCAGGAUGGAACUAGUGAUAACUCUAGCUGCUAAUUACCCUUUGGGCUCAGUUAAAGUUGGUGGUAGAUCAACAUCAAGAAAUAUAGCCAUGCAAUUAACUAUUUUCCUUACACAUCAAAACGGCACAAUAUUUGAUGGGCUAGCUUUAUGGAAAAAUAACUUAGAUAAAAAAUUCGAAGGCGUAGAAGAGUGCUAUGUUUGCUACACCGUUAUACAUCAAGACACAUGUCAAUUACCGAAAUUAACUUGUAAAACUUGUAAAAAGAAAUUUCAUGGUCCUUGCUUGUACAAAUGGUUUACGACCAGCAAUAAAUCGACCUGCCCGAUAUGUCGUAAUGUUUUCUAAUUCAAGGAAUUAUCGAAUUCGAAAAUAUAUAUUAAUACUUGUAAAGGCAAUUCAUAUAAUUUGAACCGUUUAUUUUUGAAUUUCAACGAUUUCAUGUAAUAAAAUA
This is a messenger RNA of Glossina fuscipes, 5586 nucleotides long. RefSeq names its product E3 ubiquitin-protein ligase listerin (gene Ltn1). The transcript has 15 exons. Gene Ontology annotation, cellular component: cytosol; RQC complex. The record is from RefSeq and is a predicted model, not a curated record. NCBI's taxonomy places the organism in Eukaryota, Metazoa, Arthropoda, Insecta, Diptera, Glossinidae. Gene Ontology annotation, molecular function: ribosomal large subunit binding; ubiquitin protein ligase activity. Gene Ontology annotation, biological process: rescue of stalled cytosolic ribosome; ribosome-associated ubiquitin-dependent protein catabolic process. Bases 183 to 5480 code for a protein of 1765 amino acids.